This is a messenger RNA of Toxotes jaculatrix (banded archerfish), 1900 nucleotides long. RefSeq names its product aquaporin-4-like. Gene Ontology annotation, biological process: transmembrane transport. Lineage: Eukaryota; Metazoa; Chordata; Actinopteri; Toxotidae. Gene Ontology annotation, molecular function: water channel activity. The coding region runs from base 71 to 1051 and encodes 326 amino acids. The transcript has 5 exons. Gene Ontology annotation, cellular component: plasma membrane; basolateral plasma membrane. The record is from RefSeq and is a predicted model, not a curated record.
CAGCCAUCUCAGCUUUUAGAUGUGAUGAAGGGAGAGAUGUCUCUGCUGGUUGAAUAACUCACCAGGACUUAUGAAUGAAAACACAUCACACACAACAUCGGGGACAGGGAGAGGGAGAGCAUGUUAUUGCAUUUGGAGGUUCCUGUCCUGGUGUAACUGUCAGAACAUAAUGGUGGCAUUUAAAGGGAUCUGGACCAAGGACUUCUGGAGGGCUGUGUCUGGAGAGUACCUGGCCACUCUCAUCUUUGUCCUUCUCGGUCUGGGCUCCACCAUCAACUGGGCUGCAGGGGAGGAGAAGCCUCCCCCAGCCGACCUAGUCCUUAUCUCGCUGUGCUUUGGCCUCAGCAUCGCCACCAUGGUGCAAUGUUUCGGCCACAUCAGCGGUGGACACAUAAACCCAGCUGUCACUGCAGCUAUGGUUGUAACUAGAAAGCUGAGCCUGGCAAAGGCGUUGUUCUAUGUGGUGGCUCAGUGCCUGGGGGCUAUUACAGGAGCCGGGAUUCUCUACCUAGUCACACCUGCUGCUGUUAGAGGGUCCCUCGGUGUGACCACAGUGAACUCCAACAUCUCCCUUGGACAUGCUCUUCUUGUGGAGCUUCUUAUCACAUUUGAACUGGUCUUCACCGUCUUCGCCACCUGUGAUCCCAAACGUACAGACCUGGGCGGCUCUUCUGGCUUGGCCAUUGGCUUUGCUGUAGCAAUUGGUCACUUAUUUGCAAUUCCUUAUACAGGAGCCAGCAUGAACCCCGCUCGUUCCUUUGGCCCUGCAAUGGUCACGCUUAACUUCGAGAACCACUGGGUGUACUGGGUGGGACCCAUUCUUGGGGGCAUACUGGCUGCUGGCCUGUAUGAGUACCUGUACUGCCCUGACCCUGAGGUAAAGAAGAGGCUCAAACAGGUCUUUCAGAAGGACCAAUCAGGGAAAUACAGGGAGGUGGAGACAGAGGACAUUGCCAUCAAGCCAGGUACCAUUGGCACCAUCGACCUGGGGAAAACUGAGAAAAAAGAUCCUUUCCAGGACUCGACGGGAGAACCAUUGUCCUCUGUAUGACUAUCACGUGCACUGGAAAUGGAGACCAAUCUGUAGACUAGACUGACAAUCAAACUUUGGAGUAUUAAUCUUGAGUCUGCCCCCCUGCCCAAAAGACUUUGUCCCCAGUAGCAGAAUUCUGUCCAUGAAACUUUACAGCAGGGCUGAAUCACUUUCAUUGUCAUAAAGCUAAUAUGAUGUUAUGGCUCAAUCCCACAAAUGUCUACAGCCUGUAUAAUACUACUCCUGAGGCCCUGAAUGAUUUUGUAGCAGUGGCAUGUGGUGCACCUUGCACACUGCAGAAUAACAGCCAGCAAUACAUUGUGUCAAAGAGAUACAGUAUGUGUAGGGUCAGCCAGUUAGGUUGGGUCAUCACGCUGAACUGGAGAAGUGAAGAAGAAAAUGCGGCCUUGUUAUUUUUGGAUUAGUGUCACAUUUGGUCCAUGUACCGUAUAUAUAAUAACAGGAGAGAUUUUCCUUGUGAUCAUUAAGCACAUUACAGGUCCCAAGUAAUGUAAGACAGCUCUGACAAGCUUUAUUAUCAGAGUUAUAUUACAGUGCUCUCUAUUUUCAGUGCAUUAGUCAGGGAAACAACCAGUUCAUCCUUAUGGAGACAAUCUUUUUCUGUAAAGAUUUAUCCCAACAAAACUAGAUGUUUAUCAUCAUCAUCAUCAUUUGUCUAUUGUGAUAUAAUGAUUUGAUUUUGUUUCUAUUUUCAUAAAAUUGUCAUUCUUAGAUGUUUUUAUUUUGUAGAUCUAGAUUUGGUUCUUGUAACACAUUUUUUAUUUCUGUAUGAUCUAUGCUCUAUUUCACACUUGAAUUUAUAAUUUAUUGGUAUAAGAUAUUUGGCUGAUCUGUCUUUGCAAUUGU